Molecule: messenger RNA, 1026 nt
Organism: Carlito syrichta (Philippine tarsier)
Lineage: Eukaryota; Metazoa; Chordata; Mammalia; Primates; Tarsiidae
Gene: CXCR6
Product: C-X-C motif chemokine receptor 6
Exons: 1
Coding region: 1-1026 (341 amino acids)
Biological process (GO): G protein-coupled receptor signaling pathway; immune response; chemotaxis
Cellular component (GO): membrane
Molecular function (GO): C-X-C chemokine receptor activity; coreceptor activity
Source: RefSeq, a predicted model, not a curated record
AUGGAAGAAUACAACUAUGAAGAUGACGGGUUCUUCAGCACAUCCAAUGUCAGCAUCCAGGAGCAUGAACACUUCCUGCAGUUCAAGAAUAUCUUCCUGCCCUGCACAUAUAUAGUGGUGUUUCUCUGCGGCCUGGUGGGGAACUCCCUAGUGCUGAUCAUAUCCAUCUUCUACCAGAAGCUGCAGAGCCUGACAGACCUGUUCCUGGUGAACCUGCCCCUGGCUGACCUGGUGUUUAUCUGCACUCUGCCCUUCUGGGCCUAUGCAGGCAUCCAUGAGUGGGUCUUUGGCAUGGUCUUGUGCAAGACCCUCCGGGGCAUCUACACAAUAAACUUCUACACGUCCAUGCUCAUCCUCACCUGUCUCACUGUGGAUCGUUUCAUUGCAGUGGUUCAGGCCACCAAGGCCUACAACCAGCAGGCCAAGAGGAUGGCCUGGGGCAAGGUCAUCUGCUUGAUCAUCUGGUUGAUCUCCCUGCUGGUUUCCUUGCCCCAGAUCAUCUACGGCAAUGUCUUUCAUCUUGACAAGCUCGUCUGUGAUUACCAUGCUGACGGGAUUUCCACUGUGGUUCUUGCCACCCAGAUGUCACUGGGGUUCUUCCUGCCACUGCUCACAAUGAUUGUCUGCUACUCAGUCAUAAUCAGGAAGCUGCUUUAUGCCCGAGGUUUCCAGAAGCACAGAUCUCUAAAGAUCAUCUUCCUGGUGGUGGCUGUGUUCCUGCUGACUCAGACACCCUUCAACCUCAUGAAGCUCAUCCAAAGCACAAGCUGGGAGUAUGAUACCAUGACAAGUUUUCAUUAUGCCAUUACAGUGACGGAGGUCAUUGCAUACCUGCGAGCCUGUCUUAACCCUGUGCUCUAUGCCUUUGUCCGCCUGAAGUUUCGGAAGAACUUCUGGAAACUUGUGAAGGACAUUGGCUGCCUCCCUUGCCUUGGGGUCUCACAUCAAUGGAAGUCUUCUGAGGACAAUUCCAAGACAUUUUCUGCCUCCCACAAUGUGGAGGGCACCAGCAUGUUCCAGCUGUAG